AUGUACGGAGACACUCUACCACGUCAAGAGGAGCUUCGUUAUCGUCUUCAGCGCUCCUGCACGCAACAACCAGACAAUCCAGCUGUAUCGUUGAGCCUGCCAGUGUCUUAUAAGGGCUUUCCUACUCAGCGGCGAAUAUCAUCACCCAGAAAGACUUUUCCAGAGAGCAAGCAUGAAGAAAUUCUUUCAAACUUGAGGUACCUGAAGGAGAAGAUCAGGAGAUUGGAGCUAGAAAAAAGACAUGGUCAGUCCAUUCUGACUAAUGCGUGUGAAGCUAAAUCAAGUCCACGUCUUCAGAGUGAUGAAGUCUCACGGAGAUCCUGCACAAGUGCAGAAGCAAGCAAGACACCCGACCAGUGCAGCUGCAGCCACUUGUCCCCUAGUUCUUCGUCCACAGCGUUGAUCACAAAGCUGGAUGCUGCAGAGUCUCGCUGUGUGAAGCUGGAGCGACAAUUGGACCUGCUGAGGAGGAUGUGUCGCCCCCAAACACACCAGACCGACCCGCUGAAAGAACAGGUUCACCGCUUCAACGUGGAGCCAAGCUGCAGAAAUUCUCUGAACUCUCGGGUUUCCAUGAAGUCAGCCAGGUCAGCUGAUAUGAAGGUUGACCCGCUGGCUGAGCAAGUCCAGAUGGAGAAGCUGGAAAGGCUGCAGCAGGAUUAUGUCAGGAUCACACACAGGCAGACUGACACACAGGUGAAGAUUCGUGAGCUGGAGAUGAAAUUACAUGAGGAGGAGCACCACAGAAAGCUGAUGCAGGAUCAGAUGAACCAGUUAUGCACGGGUUUGGAGGCCAAUCGGAUCCUUCUGCAGUCCAGAUCACCGCCUUUAUCCGCGACACAACCCAAAGAAAAGAAGUCCAAUACAAUGAAAUUCGUACCUCAGCAGACAUCUGUAAAGCCACACUACCGACUGAACCGCAGAGAUGUGGAUUUCAUUAUUGGAAUGUCUGCAGGCUGCAGCCACCCAGUCACAGCCAACAUCCCAUCAGUUUUAUCUCCCCUCAAGAAAUACCACCUGCUUCUCGUCAACAAACCAGUGCAGAACACCUCUGAGAUGACUGAUCAGGGACAUGCCAAUGAAUCCUCCUCCGGAAUGGACGAGCUCUCAGAAUUACUGCAAGCCCUGCGAGAAGAACAGCAGCUCAUGAGCAGGAAGCACGACGAGUUAAUGAAGCAGCUGGAAGAGAGCAUGUCUAAGGAGGAGAGAAAAGCUCUUCACAGGGAGCAGGAAAGGCUGCUUCUGGAAAUGGAGAAGAAAGGAGAGCAGAUCGGUAAAAUCUACCGACAUCAAAGACAGACAAAACUAGUCCAUAAAGAAGCCAAGAGUGACAGAAGGGCUACGACAGCGGCCCCUAGAGGUCACCCUGCUGCACAGCUCAAACCCAGACCAGGAGAACUCAGCAGGAGGAAUUUGGAGCUGUUAAGAGACUUCAAGGCAGUGCAGGCUUCACUAAAGACCUGA
This is a messenger RNA of Thalassophryne amazonica, 1464 nucleotides long. RefSeq names its product centrosomal protein of 57 kDa-like. Gene Ontology annotation, molecular function: gamma-tubulin binding; microtubule binding; identical protein binding. NCBI's taxonomy places the organism in Eukaryota, Metazoa, Chordata, Actinopteri, Batrachoidiformes, Batrachoididae. The transcript is spliced from 10 exons. Bases 1 to 1464 code for a protein of 487 amino acids. The record is from RefSeq and is a predicted model, not a curated record. Gene Ontology annotation, cellular component: centrosome.